AUGCAGGUCCCCUUUAUGUCUCUGGAGUCGGGAUUGUCGGGAACCCCGGAAGGCGCAGACGGUGACCUCUUGCUACUCAUCGCAGAUGCUUUAAACGCAACUCUGAAGGUAAUGACUCCAUAUUGGGGCUCCGGCUUUGGGCAGCUAAACAAUCACGGUUAUUGGUCAGGAUCCUUGGCAGACGUUUACUAUGACCUUGCAAAUUUCUCUAUGACAUCCUCAUGUAUAACGCUGACCAGAAGCAGAGAUUUUCAUAUGUCCACAAACUACUAUUCGAUCAAUAUUGUUUGGGUCACUCACCCUGCAAUACCGCUGCCAGCUUGGCAAAGACUUAUGCGACCAUUUCAAAUAAUAGCUAGGAUAUCUUUAGUUGUUACAUUUUUAUUCGUCAUACUGGUAGCUGUGUUCCUCAAAAGCAAAUACUGGACUAAAAUUUCCACAAGAAUUAUUACGGCUGCGCGACCUCAUAAAAGCUUCUUGUUCAAAGCAUGGGCAACUUUCAUGGGUAUGCCCAUGACGACAUUGCCUUCAAAACCGGCAUGUAUGACUAUAUUUUUGCUUUGGGUAUAUUAUUGUUUUAUGAUACGAACGUUCUAUUAGACAUCAGGACAUCACUUAUACGCGCCAUGAAAAAUAACUAUAA
Molecule: messenger RNA, 643 nt
Organism: Cydia splendana
Lineage: Eukaryota; Metazoa; Arthropoda; Insecta; Lepidoptera; Tortricidae
Exons: 1
Coding region: 1-600 (199 amino acids)
Source: RefSeq, a predicted model, not a curated record